Molecule: messenger RNA, 3258 nt
Organism: Closterium sp. NIES-65
Lineage: Eukaryota; Viridiplantae; Streptophyta; Zygnematophyceae; Desmidiales; Closteriaceae
Source: the annotation of a GenBank genome assembly
AUGUUCUCCUUCGGUCAGACCGGAGACCUCUUUGAUCGAGGGCUCGACCAACUAAUGACGUACAUGGGCGAAAUGGGGGGGAUUGCCGAGAAGGAUAACAAAGCGCUCCCUAACGCGGACAGGCUUCUGCCGGAUGAUGUUCCCGAGGAGUCGGUUGGGGAGGGAGGUAGCCAUGACAAUUUCGGCAUGUUCGACUCAAACCCGUUCGGUGCCGUGAAUCUCGCUGCGUCGUUUCCGGAAGGCUCGUGCGAGCCGCAGCUAGUCCCGUGCGCUCAGAAGCCGGCUGCGACGACGACGACGACGAACGACGUCGCCGACUCAGUCGCAGACGGAGCGUUCGGAUCGCCUGACGCGUUCAGCUCGCCGGACGGCUUCGCCUCGGAGGAUUUCAAUCUGUCGUUCGGGAUGGAUGACGUGGAUGCGAUGAACCAGCAGGACCUUCGUUACAAUCUCAUGCUCAGAGGAGCGGGCCUUGCAGAGCAUUCUACCGCGGAUGCUCCGUCUCAUCCCAAGAUGGAGUUCCCGGAGUACCCCGCGCAUCACCCGAUGAAUCAUCCGAUGUAUCCGCCGCACAUGCCGCUCUACUAUCCGGGAAUGCCCACCAUGCCGGUUCCCUACUACGGCAUGCCGUACCCUCCCUUCGCGUACAACCCGUGGAUGACUCCUUAUUCCUCGCCCUUCAUGCCUCCUCAACAUGCCAUGCCUGGAACUAGCGCAAUGCCCACCGACCCUGCAGCCAUCGCGCGUCAGCGUCGCCUUGUCGCGGAUUCCGUGCGCGGAAAGCGUCGACGACACGCACACAAUGCCUCCUCGCAGCUCCCUUCCGCCGCAUCUUCCGCCAUGCCGUCCGUAUCUGGUUACGGCCACCCUUUCCCAUCCUCACCAUCCAUGCUCCCCUGGACCCACGUCAAUCCCGAGGCUGCUGACUCAGUGAACACCGCUCCCCCUUCGCCGUUCGUUCCUGCUGCUCCCCUGCCGCCGUUCUCCCCCGCCGUCGUCCCGUCGUCUCCCAAAGCCGUCGCGUCUCCCGCACGGUGCGCCUCGCCUGUCCCCGCAUCAUCCCCCACUGCGGUGGGAAAAGGCGGCGCGGGGAAGGCUGCGGCGAAGAGUCCGCUGGGUAGAUCUGCUCCUCCUGCUCCCGCUGCUGCUGCUGCUGCUGCUGCUGCUGCUGAUGGCAAAUCUCCUGCUGUGAAGUUCUCAGCUGAAGCGGAUGUCGUUGCUGCUCCAGCCGCUACCCUGCCGGUUUCGCCUGUCCUUAAGAUUGAAGAGGACGUGUUCGUUCCUACGGCUACCGCUCCCGUUAUCCCCGCCAUUGCCGCUCCUGCGGGCGGGCAGCAAGCUAAGGGAGGGAAGGCUGCGGCGAAGCAGCAGCGGGAUGAGAGGCGCGUGAAGCGGCUGCUGCGGAACCGCGUGAGUGCGCAGCAGGCGCGGGAGCGGAAGAAGAAUUAUGUGUCGGAGUUGGAGCAGCGGUGCGAGACGGUUGAGAGGAGUAACGCGGAGAUUGAGGGGGAGAUUGCUGCGCUGAUGGCGGAGAACGAGCGCCUGAGGCAGUCAAUGCGGAGAGCCAUCGGGCACCGUAAAUCAAGCAUUAGAGAGCCUGGUGGUGUGGGAUUCGGUUCGGUCUUCUUCCACCGCAUUGCCCUCUGCGGCUACGAGUUUGAACAUGCCCACCCCUUCUGUCCCCACCCUGCCUUUCCCUAUGAUAACCCCUUUCCUCCUCGCCCCUCUGCCCCCCCUAAUCAGGCCUACGCAUUCUUGUCCUCCCUGCAGCAGCUUACUCCCUCUCCCUCUCUCCUCUCAAUUCCUCCUCCCAUGUCCUCCUCCCAUUCUUGCCUCCUGUAUUUUCUCCUCCGCUACUCCCUCCCCUUUCCUCUUCUUCGUUCGUCCUCCCUUGGCCUCCUACCCAUCCUUCCUCUCUUUCCUCUCGCUCUGUUCCCUCAGUCCGUCUGCUUCUCCCCAUCCUUGGAGCACCAGCCACUCCGUCUGCUUCUCCCCAUCCUCGGAGCUUCAGCCACAAUUGCCCUUGUGGGACUGCUCCUCUCAAAUGCCGCUUUCGUUGCAGCAGCGUACUGCCUCUUCAGCUACUCCGAAAGCCUAUUCGCUCUGCUCUCCUUUGCCGCCAUGUGGCGCGUUGUGAGUGGCCGAUGGUUCUUGGCAUCCCUCCUCAUCGCCCUCUCAGCAGCAGCUCGCUCUAAUGGCGUCCUGCAUGCGGGUUUCUUCCUCUUCUCACUGCUGCAGACAGCAGGGUCCCUCAUCCUGCCUCUCCUGCCACGGCAGCUGCUUCACCAGCUGUUCAGUGCAGCCAAGCAAGAGGGGAGGGAACCAAGAGAGCGGCACACAUCUUACAAGUCAACAGAGAGGCAGGCAGACAGAAGAGCGUCAAGAACGGAGGUGACAGGCCAAAUUGCGCCGUUUUUGGAAGGAAAGUGGCAGCUGUGCCGCACAAGGCUCCUCCCCAUCCUCCUCUCCACCGCCCUCUGCUGCCUUCUCUCCUUCUCUCUCCUCGUCUCCCUUCAAGCCUUCGCAUUCACCCAGUUCUGCCUCCCUGCUGCAAGCACCAAAAGCAACCUGGACACUGAAACCCCUCAAGACGUCCCCCCUUGGUGCCUGGACUCGGUUCCCUACAUCUACGGCUAUGUGCAGCGCAAGUACUGGGAUGUCGGAUUUCUUCGCUACUUCCAGCUGAAGCAGCUCCCCAACUUCCUCCUAGCAGCACCCACUCUCCUCCUCUCCCUCUCCGCCAUUCUAUCCUUCGCUCACACCCGCCCCCUCCUCUUCCUCUCUCUUGGAUUCAUCUCCUCUCCCUCCGAUCACCAUUGCCUUCUCUUCCUUCCACCCUCCAACCACUCAAAAGCACGGGAGCAGGAGGAGGAAGGGGAGGAAGAAGGGGAGGAAGAAAGGGAGGAAGAAGGGGAGGUGGAGUGGAGAAAAUGUGACCACUGGUGUAGAUCCAGGGGUUUUUAUUCCGCUGCUGCUCUUCCAUUCUUGCUGCAGCUGCUGUUCAUGACAGCAGUGGCAACGUUGGUGAUGCAUGUACAGGUGGCGACUCGCUUUCUCUCCUCCUCACCUCCUCUCUACUGGUUCCUUGCCCAUCUCCUCACAUCGGCAAAUAGCACGCUCUCUAAAUCCGCCCGCCUAUCUUCUACGAAUGAGGAUCACAGGUGGGAGUUGUUUAUGAUAAGGGCAUGGGUCGGUGCAUCAUUAGGUUAUGCAGUGAUUGGCUCCUUGCUUUUCAUCAACUUCUAUCCCUUCACCUAG